Molecule: messenger RNA, 1695 nt
Organism: Microcebus murinus (gray mouse lemur)
Lineage: Eukaryota; Metazoa; Chordata; Mammalia; Primates; Cheirogaleidae
Gene: OGFRL1
Product: opioid growth factor receptor like 1
Cellular component (GO): membrane
Molecular function (GO): opioid growth factor receptor activity
Source: RefSeq, a predicted model, not a curated record
CCGGGCCCUAGCGCGCCUGCCGCAGCCCGCGCCCCGCAGCCGCAGCGCGCGCCCGCCACCGCCUCUUCAAUGGGCAACCUGCUCGGCGGGGUCAGCUUCCGCGAGCCCACCACCGUGGAGGACUGCGACUCCACCUGGCAGACCGACUCGGAGCCCGAGCCCGAGCCCGAGCCCGAGCCCGCGCCCGCGCCCGAGGAGCCGGGGCCGGGUGGCGGCGGAGAGGGCCCGGGGCAGGAGCCCGCCGAGCAGCCCGCGCAGCCCCCGGAGCGAGCUGGGGGGCGGCCCGGCGCCGGCUCCGCGCCGGACGAGGACGCCGAGGCGGCGGGCGCCGAGCAGAGUAGUGAUUCCACUGAAGCAACUGCCAAACCAAAGAGAAGUUUUUAUGCUGCGAGGGAUUUGUACAAAUACCGACACCAGUACCCACAGAACUUCAAAGAUAUCCGAUAUCAAAAUGAUUUGAGCAAUCUUCGUUUUUAUAAGAAUAAAAUUCCAUUUAAGCCAGAUGGUGUUUAUAUUGAAGAAGUUCUAAAUAAAUGGAAAGGAGACUAUGAAAAACUGGAGCACAACCACACUUACAUUCAAUGGCUUUUUCCCCUGAGAGAACAAGGCUUGAACUUCUAUGCUAAAGAACUAACUACAUAUGAAAUUGAGGAAUUCAAAAAAACAAAAGAAGCAAUUAGAAGAUUUCUCCUAGCUUAUAAAAUGAUGUUAGAAUUUUUUGGAAUAAAACUGACUGAUAAAACUGGAAAUGUUGCUCGGGCUGUUAACUGGCAGGAAAGAUUUCAGCAUCUAAAUGAGUCCCAGCACAACUAUUUAAGAAUCACCCGUAUUCUUAAAAGCCUUGGUGAGCUUGGAUAUGAAAGUUUUAAAUCUCCUCUUGUAAAAUUUAUUCUUCACGAGGCACUCGUGGAAAAUACUAUUCCCAAUAUUAAGCAGAGUGCUCUGGAGUAUUUUGUUUAUACAAUCAGAGACAGAAGGGAAAGGAGAAAGCUCCUGCGGUUCGCCCAGAAACAUUACACGCCUUCAGAGAAUUUUAUCUGGGGGCCGCCGAGAAAAGAACAGUCAGAGGGAAGCAAAGCCCAGAAAAUGCCUGCCCCUGUUGCCUCCAGUCAUAGCAGUCAGACUUCUAUGCACAAAAAAUCCAAGGACUCCAAAAAUUCCUCCUCAGCUGUUCAUUUAAAUAGCAAAGCAGCUGAAGAAAAAAAAGUGGCACCAAAAGAGCCUGGGGAAGAGACAGACAGGCCCGACCCAGAGCCCAGCAAUGGCGAUGCCAAGCUGAGAAACACACAGAAGGACAGCGAUGCCGCCGAAAAUGUGGAUUCUCAACCCGAACAAACAGUUACUGAUCCCACAGAAAAAAAAGAGAGUGCAUCCCCUUCUGAAAAAGAAGAAGAAAGUGAAAAUCCCAACGGAGACUGUGAAGAUCCUGGAAGUACUAGUUGCCACGAUGUUAUACCAUUGCAGUGAAUUAUCAGAAAACCCACAAGCCAGUUUAGGUAAGGGAGGAAAAUAAAAACGCUGUAUAAUGUAUCCUAAAGAACAGAGGUGAAGUCGCAUUUCAAAGUUUAGCCAUCUGUUUGUGAUUUCUGUUGUAAGCAUUUUGUUGUUUGUUUUUUAUUUUGGAUGACAAUGAACUGAAUAUUUAAUAAGAAGUUUUAAGAUAAGACCCAAUAAAUGAAUGUAUUCUGCAAUGCU